Molecule: messenger RNA, 4257 nt
Organism: Enhydra lutris kenyoni (northern sea otter)
Lineage: Eukaryota; Metazoa; Chordata; Mammalia; Carnivora; Mustelidae
Product: fibronectin type III and SPRY domain containing 2
Exons: 14
Coding region: 259-2460 (733 amino acids)
Molecular function (GO): protein binding
Source: RefSeq, a predicted model, not a curated record
GGGUCUGCGUCCGGGAAAGGCGCAGUGCGCGCCGCGGGAAACCGUGUGGCCUGAGGUGAGCAAAUUGGCUGCUUUGAUGGCAGAGUCCGAGGAAGUGGCAGAUUGGGUCCAACUGCCUCCCAGAGUUUGCAGGGACCAAGGAUGGGCCUGCCUCCCAAGAUCCAGAUGUGAGCCAGCAGGAAGACAGAGUCAGAUCCUGCCUAAGAGAGCCAACUGCACAGGAGCCGCGUCGGAGGAGCCCAAAGGUGCAGAAGCGCCAUGGACGGGAAGGCUGCGGGGGCUUCCUCGGACUUCCACUUCUAUCCCAUGGAUCUGUAUGACCCCGAGGACCGGCUGCACCCCUUCCCAGAAGGGGCCACGCGGACAGGAAGGGAAGUCUACGCCGAGAUGGCCGAGGGGGCCGGCGAGCCUGGCGGCGCGGCCCUGGGAAAGGCCCCAAGAGCCCUGGAGGAGGAGGUGGACGAGCUGGUGCAUCUGUACGCCCUCGGGGGUGCAGGCGAGUGGGGCUCCGAGCUGGCAGACGGGAGCGCGCCCUGCACGGAGGUUCCGGAGCAGCUGCCGCUCGGGGCGCAGAGGGACUGGCGACGGGGGCCUGAGGCCGGGGAGCGCGGCUGCACGGGCUGGGGCACCGCCGGCCCGGGCCGGGACCUGCCAGAGGCCUACAGGUACGUGCACGGCCGGGCCAGCGAGGAGUAUGAGUGCUACGUCAUCCCCGAGGAGGAGGACGAGGACGAGGCCACCCUGGUCUUCUGCGUCACCUGCAAGGCUCCGGUAAGGGCACUGGAGGUUUCGGACGAGCACCGGGAACACGAGGUGACGGCCCUUGACAAGGCCCUGGAGAGUGCCAAGGAUGAAAUUCACAAAAACAUGUUCAAACUGGAAAAGCAGAUUCUUGAGAUGGAGAAUUUUGCAAAUCAUUUGGAGGAGGUUUUCAUCACAGUGGAGGAGAACUUCGGGAGACAAGAACAAAACUUUGAGUCACAUUACAAUGAGAUCUUGGAAACACUCGCUCAAAAAUAUGAAGAAAAAAUACAAGCUCUGGGGGAGAAAAAGAAAGCCAAGUUGGAAGCCUUGUAUGGACAGCUGGUCAGCUGUGGGGAAAACCUCGACACCUGUAAGGAGCUCAUGGAAACCAUUGAGGAGAUGUGCCAUGAGGAGAAGGUUGACUUCAUCAAGGACGCUGUGGCCAUGGCUGACAGACUUGGGAAAUUCCUGAAUACAGACACAGACGUGGAGAUCGCUACACAGCCCGACUUUGAAGACCAGACUCUGGACUUCUCCGACGUGGAGCAGCUCAUGUGCUCCCUUCACGCCCUUCCGGCUCCUUCUGCUCCAGUGAUAAACUCACAGGCCCCCAACUCUGCCACGGGGUCCUCUGUCCGAGUGUGCUGGAGCUUAUACUCGGACGACACCGUGGAGAGCUAUCAGCUUUCCUACCGGCCAGUGCGGGACAGCGCGCCCGGGAAGGACCAAGCAGUGUCUACAAUGACUGUCAAGGAAACGUACUGCUCAGUGACAAAUCUUGUGCCAAACACCCAGUAUGAAUUUUGGGUCACAGCUCAGAACAGGGCCGGCUCCAGCCCCACCAGUGAGCGUGCAGUGUACAUGACAGCGCCUUCCCCUCCCAUCAUAAAAAGCAAAGAGAUACAGAGCUGCGAAGAGGCCGCACUCAUCUGCUGGGAGUCUGGAAACCUGAAUCCCGUGGACUCAUACACGGUGGAGCUGACCCAGGUGGAAACACCCGAAGCCUCGGGCGUAACCGAGUCGGUGGUGGGCAUCCCAGCCUGCGAGUCCCUGGUGCAGCUGCAGCGCAGGCAGAGCUACACGAUAUCGGUGCGAGCCCUCAACGUGGGGGGCCCCAGUGCCAGGAGUGACCCCGUGACAGUCCACACCACAGGCAGCCGCUUUCCCCUGAACCAGCACACCUGCCAUCCCUGGCUGACCGUGGCUGACGACGGGUUUACGGUCGUGCGAAGCGAAAGGAAAACCCCCCUGAAGGAGCCGCUGCCUGGCAACACCCAGUUUAGCAGGUGUGUUGCCGUCAUGGGGAAUCUAAUUCCAGUCCGAGGGCGCCACUACUGGGAGGUGGAGGUGGACGAGCGGGCCGACUACACGGUGGGCGUGGCCUUUGACAAUGUUCCUAAAGAGGAGGACCUGGGAGCAAACCGCCUGUCUUGGUGCAUGAGGCACAGAUUUGCAUCAUCGAGGCAUGAGUAUGAGUUCCUGCACAACAAGACGACUCCAGAUAUAAGAAUAACAGUGUCCCCAAGGAAGAUCGGCAUUCUGUUAGACUAUGAAAACUCAAAAUUGUCCUUUUUCAAUGUGGACAUUUCUCAGCACCUUUACACGUUCAGCUGUCAGCUCCACGGAUUCGUGCAUCCCUGUUUUUCUCUGGAAAAGCCUGGCCGUCUGAGGAUACGUAAUGGCAUCGUAAUGCCCACGCACGUCACUUUCUAUUAGACCGUUCUGAUGCCCGGCUUCCUGUCGCUCUUGUGGUCCCUCCCCUCCCAGCCGCUCAGCCCUCAGCCCGUGGGCCUGGGCACUGAAGUACCACGCACCCGGCCCCAGUCCGGCUCCCGCUCUCCUCUAGCAGACGGGUGUGCUGACGCUCGUCUCGGCGGACCUGGGUUCUAGGCCCGUGCUACCGCCCGCCCGUGUGUUGUUCGGUGCGUCCCCACCAGGCCCGGCUGUCACGUGAGCGCUCUGCCAGCGUGAAUCUGAAUCUCCAAGGCCUACAGAGCUCGGGCUGAGGGGCGAGGGAAGGGGAGGGAGGGAUACGACACCCGUGCCGUGUCGCCAGUGGCUGGAACAGACCUGCAAAGACGAGGGGCCGUCCACAAAGAAAAGCAGGGAAGCCACGCGCCUUCCCCUCUCCUGUUUUCCCAGCACUGUCGGCGUUGUGAUGAGGGUCUCCCGCUGCGCACUGUGUGACGCCGUUCCUGUCCUUCACUGAACCCACGCGCUCAGGCUUUGCAGUGCCCUCUGCCACGCCCGAUUCCGUGAAGGCGGGUUGGGGUCUGUCUUGUUCAUCGUCCAGUCCCUGAGGGCUACCCCGUAAUGAACAGGUACCCACUGCCUAUGGGAUGAAUCCGUGUCCUCUCCCUCCAGCCACUGCCCGUGGGCGCGCUGUCCCUGCUCUUCGGCUGAGGGACGGUGGGGCCCCCUCAAAACCAGCACAGGACACGCGGCCGGGAGACACCAUGGAGGGGAGGCGGUAGGAAGGCACAGAAGGGCCCCUGCAGCUUGAUGGCAAGACGGGGGCACGGACCACUCCGUACUACCGCAUAGAUGCACUUUCACUGCAUCGACGACGGGCCGGGGAACGAACGAGGAGCACACAGACAUGAGUGGCAGCUGAUCCUAGGAACGUCCCAUAAAGAGAACCAGGUUUGAAAUCAGAAGACCUACACUGGAUCGCUAGUCUGUAGCUGCUUUGCCUUCAACCCUAGGAAAGUCCCACUAUCUUCAAGCGCUCCUGUUUCCCUUUAAACAGAGAAAAAAUAGUACUUGUUUCAUAGGACAGGAAGAUUUCCCAGCGACCGUGAGAGGGACGACAGUAUAGGGUGCACAGCAAAUGCACGGCAGCUCCUGAAGACACCAGCCCACCGAGACCCAAGAUGAGUGGGUGGUCUCCCCGCCGGCAGCUCUGGGACUUCCGGCCCGGCUGCUCUCGUGCCAUCCUGCCACCACGGGACUCGGUCCCGCUGGCUGCAUGCCCGGUUCUCCAGCCCAGGAGUCUGGCUGUCUCUCAGAGCUCUGCCCACAGCACCUCCCAGCUCGCAGAGCAAAUGACUCCGUCUGUGAGGCAAUUCGCAGAGACCGUUCUGUGUCCUGCCCUGUGGAGGCCUCUCGAAGCAGACAUCACCUCAUCACUUUGGGUUUUCUGUGAACUGGAAAUGCCAUGGCUCUAGAAUCUUCUGUUUUCUAGCGCACUCGAAGUCCGACAGUGAACACCGCUCCUGUCUCCAACUCGGCCUGUGAUGUGAGCAGCAGCUCAGAUUCCUGACUUCACAACCCACCCUGACGAUAUCCCAGCUCCUUAGUCUCACACGCACACACACGCACACACACCUGCCCUGCCACGCUGCAUCGCUGGCCUGAAAUCAGGAAGGUACGGCCCGUGUAAGCACAGACGGUUCAGGUUACAGACACACGCGUGUAUCCAACCCUGUUCUCAGCUCCAGAGACAGAAACUGCAGUAGGAAGUAGGACAUCACAGAUAAGGCAAGUCUGAACUCAGGAUUCUAACAGGCUUUA